Rasamsonia emersonii CBS 393.64 is the source of this 1488-nucleotide messenger RNA. Its product is annotated as Glycoprotease family protein. The transcript has 2 exons. The record is from RefSeq and is a predicted model, not a curated record. Lineage: Eukaryota; Fungi; Ascomycota; Eurotiomycetes; Eurotiales; Trichocomaceae. The coding region runs from base 1 to 1488 and encodes 495 amino acids. Gene Ontology annotation, biological process: mitochondrial tRNA threonylcarbamoyladenosine modification. Gene Ontology annotation, cellular component: mitochondrion.
AUGCUGAAGAAUCUCGGGGUAAUAAUAGCUGCGAGGAAGACGACGGCGGCGGCGGCGGCAGCCCUGCGCGGUUUGUUAUUUCGUCGCUCUGGUAGUGGUGUUGUCGCGACCAUCCCCUGUCGAGGUCUGCUUACGUUUGCUAUUGAGACGUCUUGUGAUGACACUUCGGUAGCGAUCGUGGAAGAACAUGCCAAUGCCCUCCCCUCCUCCUCCUCACGGAAGCCUGCCGCCGCAACAAUCCACUUUCUUGAGAACAUCACUGCCGACACGAGGCAGUACCGCGGAAUCCACCCAAUUGAAGCGCUUCAGUCGCAUCAGAAGAACCUCGCGAAGCUGGUCGACAAAGCUCUGAAACACCUUCCAACAGAAUCGCCGGAAAAUGAGACUGCAGCGAACAAAAAUCCUAAUGCGCGAGGCGUCGGAAGACGUCGUCUGCCGGAUUUUGUUGCCGCCACGAGAGGUCCAGGAAUGCGGUCGAAUCUCUCUGUCGGCCUGGAUACGGCCAAGGGGCUUUCUGUGGCAUGGCAGAUCCCGUUCGUAGGAGUCCAUCACAUGCAGGCGCAUCUGUUAACCCCCCGACUGGUGUCCGCUUUGAAGGCGGAGAAGAGCCCAGAACAUGACAUGGCAGCGACACCGGCACCGCUGCAGCCCGACUUCCCGUUUCUCUCCAUCCUCGUCUCGGGCGGUCAUUCGAUGCUGGUCAAAUCCAAAUCGGUCACCGAUCACGAGAUCUUGGCAACAACGGCGGACAUCGCAAUGGGCGAAACACUCGACAAGUCGGCGCGGCUGAUCCUUCCCGAAUCGCUCCUGCAGACUGCAAAGAAUACAAUGUAUGGAAAAAUGCUGGAGCAGUUUGCGUUCCCCGAUGGCGCUAGGGACUAUGCCGAUUACCGGCCGCCGAUGACCCGUGGUGAGGAGCAGAUCAAGCGCGAGAGCCCCUGGGGAUGGUCCAUCACUACUCCGUUUGCGAAUACCCGUCAGCUGCAGUUAAGCUUCUCCUGUGUCUCCAGUACAAUAACUCAUAUCACGUCGAAGAAGGCACAGAAUGGACAGGCGAUAUCCCACGAUGAACGAGUAGCUCUUGCGCGGGAGGCGAUGCGCGUGUGCUUCGAGCACCUUGCAUCCCGGACCAUCAUCGCACUGGAAGCUGAGAGACAAAAGAGCUCGGGCAAAGAAGAGAAGAUCAAAACUCUGGUCGUUAGUGGCGGCGUUGCUGCCAACCAAUUCCUGAUGACGGUACUUCGCUCGUUCUUGGAUAUUCGUGGAUUCCAGCAUGUCGAGAUAAUCGCGCCACCACCCUACCUGUGCACAGAUAAUGCCGCUAUGAUUGGAUGGGCUGGGAUCGAAAUGUUUGAAGCAGGAUGGUCCACCGACCUUAGUGCCCGGGCGCUAAGAAAAUGGAGUCUCGAUCCGCAGUCGGACGACGGCGGGGUCUUGGGACCUGACGGUUGGAUAAGGAAUAAAAGCGCGAGUGAAAGUACAGCAUAA